Saccoglossus kowalevskii is the source of this 2223-nucleotide messenger RNA. Its product is annotated as integrin alpha-8-like. Lineage: Eukaryota; Metazoa; Hemichordata; Enteropneusta; Harrimaniidae. Gene Ontology annotation, biological process: cell adhesion mediated by integrin; cell-cell adhesion; integrin-mediated signaling pathway. Gene Ontology annotation, molecular function: integrin binding. Gene Ontology annotation, cellular component: external side of plasma membrane; integrin complex. The record is from RefSeq and is a predicted model, not a curated record.
AUGACAGAACCAUAUUUCGGUCCUGCAAUGACGGAACCGUAUUUCGGUCCUGCAAUGACGGAACCGUAUUUCGGUCCUGCAAUGACGGAACCGUAUUUCGAUCCUGCAAUGACGGAACCGUAUUUCGGUCCUGCAAUGACGGAACCGUAUUUCGGUCGUGCAAUGACGGAACCGUAUUUCGGUCGUGCAAUGACGGAACCGUAUUUCGGUUGUGCAAUGACGGAACCGUAUUUCGGCCCUGCAAUGACGGAACCGUAUUUCGGUCCUGCAAUGACGGAACCGUAUUUCGGUCCUGCAAUGACAGAACCGUAUUUUGGUCCUGCAAUGACAGAACCGUAUUUCGAUAUUGCUGUUGGAGCCCCCUAUGGUGGGAUUGAUGGGAAGGGUGCUGUAUAUAUUUAUCAUGGAUCGAUUAAUGGAAUCAUAACUGAACCAGCACAGGUGAUUAUGGCAUCUACUAUAAGUAGUGACUUGUAUACAUUUGGAUAUUCUAUAGCUGGAGGUUUGGAUAUGGAUAAUAAUUUCUAUCCAGAUGUUCUGGUUGGUGCUUAUGAUUCUUCUCAGGCUGUCCUGCUUCGGUCCAGACCUGUUGUAAACAUAAAUGCUGAAAUCAAUAUCCAUCCUCCGGAUGUUAUUGAUUUGGAGAAAAAGACGUGUGUUAAGUAUGAUGGUACCCCAGUGGCCUGCUUUACUUUAACUGUGUGCUUCAAAUUUUCUGGUGUCCAUGUGCCAUCAAGUAUAGCUGUUGAGUUUACAACAUCAUUGGACACGUAUUUGAAAUCUCAUCAAAAGAGAGCUUAUUUUCAAAAAACUGACACAACAGUAGAAAGUGGUGCCUUCACAGUUCAUGAAAGCAGCGACUGGUGUAGAGCUGGCUUCAUCUUGCUGAGGGAUGAUAUUACAGAUAAGUACUCGCCCAUUGCAAUAGAUGUCAACUACAGAUUGGUAGAAAACCAGAAUGUCCCUUCAGAAGAACUGUCACCUGUGUUGAAUAAUUAUAUUGAACCAAAAGUAGAAAAACUGAAUUCUAAAAUUCUCACGCUGGGUGGAAUACUGCAACAGACUCGAAAGAGUUUAGUGGCCGAGUGUUAUUCAUGGCUAUGUUUUACUACUAUGGUUGAUGUAUAUAUCCAGAAUGACUGUGGUGAUAACAGAAUAUGUGUUCCAGAUUUACUAUUAAUGUCACAGAUUGAUUCUGUCUACAUUGGUAGCACUGAAACUACCACACUGAGCGUUGUAGUAACGAAUGCUGGUGACGACGCGUUUGAAGCUUAUGUUGCUAUUCAGCUACCCGAAGGAUUUGACUAUGUGAGAGUGGAAAAGGGUCAGACAGAUUACACAAUAGCAUGCAUCGAUACCCCAGGCGUAUCCGGUUUAGUGAAAUGUGAUGUCGGCAAUCCACUCAAAAAAAAUGCUGUGGUUGAGUUUGCUUUAACUCUAUCAACACUUAAAUUGGAUGAUACAUUGAAGACGACAGAAAUUCAACUGUACGCAAAUUGUACCAAUCCUGAGGACCCGUCUACAUUAUAUGAUAAUGAGAAAACUGAGUACAUAUCAGUCAAAGUCAAAUCAGUUAUUUCAUUUACAGGAAAAUCUACAGAUGUGUCGUUACAAGGUGAUAUGCCAUGUAUUAUUGAUGGUAAACUCAACCCAGAAAAUCUACAGACCAAUGCAGACUUCACCAUAUCAAAUUACACUGAAAGUUCAAAAGUGAAACGGGGAAGUCGGUACAGGAGAGAUGAAAAAACAGUUUACAGAGUGGACUGCCAAUUUGCCCAGUGUGUCAAGAUAACAUGUUCAAUUGAUUUUGUACUCCAUGGUGGUGAUACAGCUCUGGUUGAAAUUAAAUCAAGGCUAUGGAAAGACACAGUAGCCAAAGUACCAGCCAAAUUUGAUGAGACAGAAAUAAAAUCAGAUGGACAUGUGCUAAUAACAAGUAUGCCUUACAGUAUUCCACCGGAAUCCUAUCCAGGGGCAGAUGACGAGAUUUCAAGUAUAGCAAUCCCUAUGAGUGCUAAAGCAGGUACUUUACCUGUACCAAUCUGGGUUAUCAUUGUCAGCAUUAUUGGAGGACUUCUCAUUCUGGCUCUCAUUAUUGUGGUGCUUUGGAAGGCUGGAUUCUUCAAGAGAAAGCGAGUUGGCGUAAAGUACAUGGAAGUGAGCCAGAAUACAACAAAUGAGAAUAUUACUAUGUCAGAUCCACCACCUGGCAAAAACUUCUAA